Molecule: messenger RNA, 1294 nt
Organism: Cyprinodon variegatus (sheepshead minnow)
Lineage: Eukaryota; Metazoa; Chordata; Actinopteri; Cyprinodontiformes; Cyprinodontidae
Exons: 4
Coding region: 108-1097 (329 amino acids)
Biological process (GO): cholesterol homeostasis; positive regulation of lipid biosynthetic process; reverse cholesterol transport
Cellular component (GO): chylomicron; high-density lipoprotein particle; blood microparticle
Molecular function (GO): phospholipid binding; phosphatidylcholine-sterol O-acyltransferase activator activity; cholesterol binding
Source: RefSeq, a predicted model, not a curated record
GGGCAGUCUCUGAUAAGAAAGACCUUUAUAAGUCAGAGGCGAAGAGAAGUCAGCCCACAGACCCCCGAUCCAUUGAAAGACCAGCUGAUCUUCCUCUUAUUCUAAAGAUGAUUCUGAAAUUCAUUAUCUUCACCUUAUCACUCUCAACAACUUUAGCAUACCCUUUACACAGUGACUCCAGGGAGGCACCCUGGGUUGACUCAAAGGCAAAUCACGUAUUUGACAAGACAAACCUCUCAAAAGAUGGACAUGGGAUCUACAAAAGCAUCAUAGAUAGCAGUGGCCUUUACACGCUUGACAAUGAUGACAUGAAGCAUCCUCUUGCAGAGGAAAUGCAACGUAAGCUCACCAUGGAGUCAGAGCGUCUGCGGGUUCGUCUGCGCCAGGAGCUGGCCGAGCUGAGGGAGAGGUUGUCUCCAUCUCCAGCUCAUCUUAGAGUCACCCUGGCAAGCAUGAGGGAGCGCCUGAAUCCCCUCACCCAGCAGCUCCAGCGCUCUUUGAGCAGCAAUACUCAGGAUUUGUGCAGCCAGCUUCAGCUGUACCUUCAGGGCCUCGAGAAAUCAGCGACUAAGGCAGAGGCCAGUGCUGCUCUUUAUCAAGAAGCAGUCCAGUGGAUGAGCCAAACUCUAGAGAGCAGCAGCAUCCAGUUAGCCAACCUCAUCAGUGACUUUCAAACCUCAGCAAGUGAUGUGAUUAAACAUCUAAAGCAGAGAGAUGAUGCUGAAGGAGACGCCGUUGGCUCAGAGGUCUGGCAGGCAGUGAGCUCCAAGUUGGGGGAGGAAGUGAGUUCACUGAGGAACGAGGCACAGAGCAGGUUGGAAGCUCUCAGAGCACAGCUGGCAGCUAUGCUGGAGUCACCUCGGUCUCCUCAGACUGAAGUGGCAUGUGGUUUAGAGGAAUUCUGCCAUAACGCAGCUCUGCAGAGUCAGGCUCUACCUGCCCGAAUAGAGAGGCUGUUUAUAGGUGUGGAGGAGGAGGUUGGUGGCGCCCCGUCUCUGCCUUCCGCCUCAGUCAUGCAGGAAGGAGGAUCUUUGCGGGAAGACUUCUCAGUUAAACUCUCUGCUCUGAUACAGGAUAUUAUGCACUCGGUGCAGUAACAAAAACUCUCACAAAUGCACUUAACAAGAAAACAUCUUGAUCAUUCAUCCUGUAUUUUGCCAUUGUGUCAGAGUAGAAACUGGCUGUAAACAUGAGUAAAUGAAAAAUGAAUGCAUUUAAAAUUUCUCAGUUUUUCACAUUCUGUAUGCAAAUGAUGAAGAAAAUAUUAUCAGGUAUUUUACUCUGCGUAAAAGUU